GUAAAUGGCAGCGAUGGCGUCAAACGUAAUGAUAAGUGUGACAUUUCUAUUGAUGACGGUUCUGACUGCUGACUGCACGCCAUCUCCUCCACUGAAUGCUGCAGGGAACUUUGUUCAGUGUUUUGCUUCCACUGAUUGUUCUGGUAGUCCGUCAUCUAUCACUGCCACUGCCAAACAGUGUUGUAUUGGUAGUGAUGAUUCCUUGUCUUACAUGACUCCUGAUGGCUGUAACAGGUGUAUUGGUGAGACAAGCAUGAUGCAUCGAUACGAAGUUAAUUCUCAAAAUGUUUCAGUUCAUGGUUUUAGGAAGGCAAAAUUCGAUAUUACUGAAGGACAGGAUGGAAAUAUUGAGUUUCUCAAGAAUGUGAAGGGACAAUCACGUUAUGGGAGACUAGGACUGCCUCUCUUAGGAAAUAUCACGUCCACAGCAGUAACUGCAGGGGCCAGUGAUUUCAGUGACAUUGGGGUGAUAGAAACUGACAACGAAGGACAGGCAGUCUUUGCUAUAACUGCCAAUGAUGACGACACAGUAUUAGAGAGUAUUGAAGCUGUGAGACUGAGGUUUACACCAUUCUAUACCCAAUUCACGGAAGAGCUAGAGAGUGUUGGAGAAUACAUUAGAGACAUGGCAUAUGUACACAUUACUGACAAUGAUGGUGACCCU
This is a messenger RNA of Geodia barretti, 664 nucleotides long. The record is from the annotation of a GenBank genome assembly. Lineage: Eukaryota; Metazoa; Porifera; Demospongiae; Tetractinellida; Geodiidae.